AUGAGAAUGAGGCUCUCAUCCGUGGUCGGCGCCGUCCUCGCGCUGUGCACCGGAGUGCUCGGGGCAGAGUCGAAUCUCACAGAACAUCGAACCACGCAAAAGAUAUUAACGGGCGACUUCAAACCUCCCCAAGUAUUCGAGAACACCAACCUCGUUCGGACUAUCAACCUCGAGAAAGGCUACGUGAGAGAGACCACCAAUGUGCUGGUCACAAACACGGACAGCUCACCGCAGUCGGAGUACUAUAUCCCCUUCGAAUAUGACCUGAUUGGCAAGAUUGGCGGCUUUGACGCCCGGGACAAGAAGAAGCCAGAAUUUCCCUUGGAGGUCACCAUUGCGGCGUUGUCUGCUGUCUCGGACGACCAGGGCGAAGCUUCACAGUACGCAGAACCUGGACGGGCUCGCACCGAAAUGCUUGCUGACUUUCCCAGACCUACUCAAUACUAUGUCAUCCAUCUCUCGGAACCGCUACCACCCAAAAGCACCGUCACUCUCUCAAUAUCAUGGAAUGCGCUGGGAGUCCUUACGCCUUUGCCCGCCUCUAUCAGACAGGAAGAUAAGCAGUACCUUACCUACAAUUUCUCCGCCUACGUUCCCACCGUCUACAAGACAGUCAAACAGAAAACAAAAGUGAAGUUCCCGUCGGCGGAUGUGCCUGAAUAUACCACCACGAGCGGCUUGACAUCAGCCAGCGAUCCAGAAAAGCAAGGGACGUCAUUUACAUAUGGUCCGUACGAUACUGCCAAGGUCGAACCAGGCACCAUCUAUCCAGUGUCUGUGCGGUACGAAUUUAACAAGCCACUCCUCGUCUGCAGCCUCCUCGAGCGAGAUGUUGAAGUCUCUCAUUGGGGAGGUAAUUUGGCUACCGAAGAAAGAUACUGGCUUCGCCAUGACGGUGCUAAACUCUCCAACCAGUUUUCUCGUCUGGCAUGGAGUACACAAAACUUCUACAUCAGCGCAGGGCAGGGGUCUACCUCUGCUUUGAGGGAAUUGAAGGUCCCUCUGAAACCAGGCACUGUCGACCCAUAUUUCACCGACGACAUCGGGAAUGUCUCCACGUCGCGCUUCAGACCCAAUAACGUCCGCGAAGCCAGCCUGGAGCUCAAGCCUCGCUACCCCUUGUUCGGUGGAUGGAAGUAUAGCUUCCGCAUUGGCUGGAACAAUGCUCUGUCCUCUGGCCUCCGGAAACUCCAGACUCAGUCCGACACGUAUAUCUUAUCCGUUCCCCUCUUGGAAGGCCCCAAGAUGCCAGAAGGCAUUCAAUACGAGCAGCUUGUCUUCCGGGUCAUUCUGCCCGAAGGAGCCAAGAACGUCAAAUGGCAGACGCAUGGUGGAACAGGUGUGCCGCCUCUACAUGCCGAGUAUGAUCUCCACAAGACGUUUAUGGACACCUUGGGCCGAACAGAGCUGAAGUUGACAGCUUACAACGUCGUCGACGAAGCAAGGGACGUUACCAUCCUGGUGACGUACGAGUACCCAUUCCUGGCCGCCUUCCGAAAACCUAUGACUAUCUUCACCGGGUUGGCCGUGGUGUUUGUGCUCGCUUACUUGGUGGGCAGCGUGGACACGAGUAUUGGGAAGAAGAAGAGAUGA
Messenger RNA from Fonsecaea nubica, 1593 nucleotides. RefSeq lists its product as hypothetical. The transcript has a single exon. NCBI's taxonomy places the organism in Eukaryota, Fungi, Ascomycota, Eurotiomycetes, Chaetothyriales, Herpotrichiellaceae. The record is from RefSeq and is a predicted model, not a curated record. Gene Ontology annotation, cellular component: oligosaccharyltransferase complex; membrane. The coding region runs from base 1 to 1593 and encodes 530 amino acids.